Molecule: messenger RNA, 3480 nt
Organism: Motacilla alba alba
Lineage: Eukaryota; Metazoa; Chordata; Aves; Passeriformes; Motacillidae
Gene: FOXI2
Product: forkhead box I2
Exons: 2
Coding region: 2-445 (147 amino acids)
Biological process (GO): cell differentiation; regulation of transcription by RNA polymerase II; anatomical structure morphogenesis
Molecular function (GO): RNA polymerase II cis-regulatory region sequence-specific DNA binding; DNA-binding transcription factor activity, RNA polymerase II-specific
Source: RefSeq, a predicted model, not a curated record
GAUGCGCGGAGCGGUGCUCGGAGCGGUGCGGGGCGAUGCUCGGAGCGAUGCGGGGCGGUGCGGAGCCGCCACGGCCGCGCUGGGUCUGUCCGCAGGCAAAGGCAGCUGCUGGACGCUGGAUCCCAACUGCGGGAAAAUGUUCGACAACGGGGAUUUCAGGAGGAGGAGGAAGCGGCGAGCGGAGGGGACCGCGGACAGCGGCGGGGAGCAGCGGGUGGCACUGCCGCCCCCGCCCGAGGCCACCGCCCGCUACGGGCACGCCGCGGGCCGGGCGAGCCCGGCUCAGCCCCAGCUGAAGCACGAGAGAGGGAUGGUUUUGUACCGCAGAAAUCGUGAUUAUCACUCAGGAGGAGCCCAUCACAAAUGCAAACAGGAUGUGAUAAAUCAGAUUUACUUCUCCUUUUUUUCUUUUCAAUUUUCCCUCUGCUCCAACACUUGCCUGUGAUAAAUCCUUGUUAAGCACUAGGAUUUCCCUGGGCUUUACUGUGGGAUAACACAGCUUCCCAGGAUUUUUUUUUUCUGGAAAACAGAACAGGGAAUAUUAAAUUUUAUGUUGUGGGGGGGGAAAUCAAGACAAAACCAAAUUUGCAGGUUCUUGGGAGUCCUCAGGGCUGAAGGAAAAGGAAGUUGUAAGUAGUUAUUAUUACAUAAAAAUAUCAGGAAGGAAAAUACCAGGAAAUAAAAUAUCAUUUUCUAUGGAUUGUCAAGAAUUCCCUGCUGCAGGAGAUGGAAACUCAAGUCCUGGAGGAAAAUCCUUGGUAAAAUCCAUGGUGGGAGCAGGUUGGAUGUGAAUGAUUCACCUUGGAACGUGCAGAACCCAGCUCAGCGUGGUGUCUGGGCUUUUUGGGAUGGUGCCGUUCCCUGGGAGGCCCAAACCCUGCUCCUGCAGGACUCCAGCUCCUCUCCCUCUGCCCCCAGGGGAUCCAGGCCCUGGGCAGCUCCUGGUGAGGAGCUGGCUUUGUUGCUUUUGGGAUGGAACUGAUUUUUCCAGCUGAAAUGGGGCCGGACAACAAAACCCUGUGAGAAUUUGGGAUUUUUGUCCCGCUCCCAGUGCUCAGCUCUGGGAUUCCUUCUUGCCCAGAGCAGCUGGGGCUGCCCCUGGAUCCCUGGAAGAGCAAAGCCAGGUUGGAUACUGGGGUUGGGAGCACCUGGGACAGUGGAAGGUGUCCCUGCCAUGGCAGGAUGGAUUUUAACUGGUCCUGGAAUUUGGGCACCUGGAUUUGCCAAGCCACGCUCCCCGUCCCUCUCUUUGGGAGCCUUUGGAAAUGCUGGAUUGUUCUGGGAACCUCCUGAGCCGCUCCUGGAGGGGAACGACUGACUAAGGAAUUGCAGCAGGGGAGACGGUGUCUUCAGGCAGGGAAAAUGGAGUUAUCAGAACAAUUUUUGUUUUCCUGCCCCAGCUGCAGCUGCUCAGCUGAGUUUCCCUGUGCCCCCAGCACAGCCAAGCCAGGGAGAUUUGGGGCUUUUUGUGCCCCAUCCUUGAAGGCAAAGGGGUUCUUCUCACAACCCCAGAAUCUCUGAGGUUGGAAAACACCUCCAGGAUCACCAAAUCCAUCCCCACCUCAUCCCCCAGCGCAGAGCCCGGAGAUGAGGAAGGAAAAACCCCCCUGAAACAUCUGGCUGGGAAAUUAAAAUGAAGAAAUAAUAAUCGAGAAAUAAAAAAUCAAGAGCCAAAGGCUGAUUUGUAGCUGGGGGGAUCCCAUUAGGGGGGUGAUGAUGUUUGGACCCGUGGAAGAAAAAUCAUCCAGCACAAGGAUGGAAUUCUCACUGAAAGAAGAGUCCUAAUGGAAGGGGGAACAACAACGUGAAUAAAAGAGUGAAGAAAUAAAAAGAAAAAUCAUCCAGCACAAGGAUGGAAUUCUCACUGAAAGAAGAGUCCUAAUGGAAGGGGGAACAACAACGUGAAUAAAAGAGUGAAGAAAUAAAAAGAAACGCUGAGGAGCUGAGUGCUGCCCUGGAAAUGAGGAGGCGGCAGCUGAGAUGAGGCAGCAAUGGCUCUGCUGCCGCCUCCGGGCCCUCGGAGCACUCGCUCACGAUAAUUCACUGUUAAUUAACUUUCCCUCUCCCCAGAGGAUCUCAUUGUCCAGUUGCUUUCAGACCUGCCUGAGAAAAUCGGGUUUAAUUCUCUUUCCUGGGUUUAAAGCCACGGCUGGGAGGGGAGGGAGGAUCCUGGGAUUUCUCUCCAGCCCGAGCUGGUGGGAAGGGAAUUUCUGGGAAUGAAAAGGGGUUUGUGCUGUUCUGAAGUCACUCAAAACAAAAGCCUGCUAACACGGAAGAUUUGCAUCCCUCUGGAAUGUAUGGUUUUAUUGUCCUUGGCUGUGUUAGGGUUUCUUUAAGUGAUGCUAAAGGCUUCUUUGAGAAACAAAUUUUGGGAAUGUUUGGUGAUGUGAGUGCUCAAGGCUGAGUCCUGGGAAAUAAUAAUUUCACAUUUCCUUUUCUACUGGAAACACUUUUGUUUCGGUUUUUUUGCCUUUUUUUUUUUUUUUUUUUUUUAAGUACACCACAUGUAAUUCCACAUUUGACAUGGAUUUGAAGGAGAAAUCCUUCUCUGCCCGUACUUUGGACAGGGUUCAUCUCCACAGCUGAAUUUGUUGCUGAGGCUGAAGGGAGAUGCUCGGGGCACCUCUUGGGUUUGCAGUUUCCUGUUCCUUCACCAUGUGAAAUCCCAGAUUUCCCUGGCUGAGGAUGCCAGAGGACAAUCCCAAUUCCUGUUCUCACCUCAUUUCCAGAGAUCAUUUGCAGUUUCCUGCAUUUCAGGAUGAUUAUUUCCAUUGAGGGCAGCAGCCUCUCAUUUCACAACAAGCGUUGUCCUCCAGAGCCACUGAGCAAAUGCUGCUGCGCUGAGUUAUCUCCACCAGCAGCUGCUGGGGAUAAAUCACAUUUUAAUGAUCACACUGGGGGCAAAAUCAGCUCCUGCUGUUGGCAUUAUUAAUGAGGCCAACACCACCCUUGCUCAUAUUCUGCUUUCCCUGCUAGCCUGGGCUGGCUUGGAGUGGAAUUGUUUCCCUGUCUGCUCAGGGGAAUGGUUUUAAAGGGAAAGAAGGGAGAUUUAGAGGGAUUUUGGAAAGGAAUUGUUCCCUGCAAGUGUCCCAGGCUAUGUAGGACAGAGCUUGGAGCAGCCUGGGAUAGUGGAAGGUGUCCCUGCCCAUGGCAGGGUGGCACUGGAUGAUUUAAAUUCCCUCCCAACUCAAACAAUUCCAUCAUUCCAUAGGUCUGAGGGUGGGGCCUGUUGUCCCUUGAAGAAGGAAAACCAAGUCACAGCCAAGGGGCAAAAUUGUGUCCAUUUCCCUGCAAGGGAGCAGUGGGAUGAGGAAACUGAGUCUGCAACAAAUCUUAAACAGACAGAUAAUUAAAAAUAAAUAAAUAAAUAAAUAUAUAUAUAGGAGAAAGUGUGGAUGCCUCAGGUUCAGCUUUUCUGGUUUUCACACUCUGUGCUGCUUUAGUGUGUGGGGCUGGGCUCACAGCAGGGGAUGCUGAGCU